GUCAACAACUUGCAUAUUUUAUUUAAAUCAGAAAAAGAAGAAGAAGAAGAAAAAAAAGAAUAAAUAUUCCAUUUUUAUGCCAUCACCAAACAAAAUCAGCCUCGAUUCGAUAUCAAUAACUGAUUGGCAUGGUGCAAUCAAAAUUGGAAUUUGAAGAAAAAAAACCAAACAAAUCAAAAAAAUAUUAACAUGGAAUGAUAGAGGAGAAGAAACACGAAAAGUUUUGAGAAAGCUUACGACUCAUCCAAUAAAAAAAAAGCAAAUGUUGAAGCCGAAAUCGUUGUUUGAUAUUUAAAACGGAGUUUUGUGUAGUGUAUCACCACAAAAUUCUGUUUCUACUCUCCAAUAAAUAAAAUAUCCAAAAUGACGAGAAAAAAAAACUCAUCGAAAAAUACACAUCCAUAAUUUGGGCCAUAGAUUUGAAUAGCGCGCCAUUCUAAGCAAAUGUCAUGUGAUGAUGAUGUAUGCACCCGAGCGCUAUCUGUGCCACUGGCCGUGAACUACGGUAUGACAGAAUAGUGACACGGCUUAAACGAAAGCAAAAAGAGAAAGAAGUUCAUUUAUCGAUAUGCAACAAAACAUUGUGAUGUGUGUGUUUUUUGUUGUAAUUAAUAACGACAUGGACAUAUUUUGGUGACUGUUGAUUUUUUCAAUGUGAUUGUUUUCAUAAUUUUUUGCUUUCACGGAUCACAAGCACUGACUAUCUGGCCCAUUCUGAAAUACAUACGGGAGGAUUUUUUCCGUCUCUUUCUUUGAUUUUUCUUUUUUUUUGUCUUUCUGUUAUUCAUUUUUCUACCGUUCGAUUUUGGCCGAAAAAAAGUGUCGUGUUUUUAAUCCAUAAUUUAUCAGUGUGUCUGUGUCGUAUGCAGACUUCCUGCAUUGAAUGGUAGCAGUUUUACGAUAAAAUUCGGGUAGUUUGAAGUUUCGUUCAUUAUACCGAAUCAACCGUGUGCAAUAUACAAUAAUGUCCGAUAAUUCAAAGGCGGAAAAAAUUGCUGCAGCUCGAAAAAAGCUCAAGCAAUUCCAAUCGAAGGCAAAAGUAGAAACGACGUCAAAUAGCACGGUUACUUCAUGCGGAACCGAAUCAAGUGUAAAUACAAACGGAAAUGCAUGCAUUGAGAGCAUACAGAACGAUGCGAUAGCCCAGAUUCAGGCUCAAAUUCGGCCAUCGCCAACGCCACCACCACAACAACAGCAACUGCAACAAAUCAAUAUGCACUUUGGUGCCAUUGAUCCGGCACCAAACAUUGGCUCAACCAAAAUAUUCGAUCAACAUUCAACGGCUGAAAAUUUGCUCGGUUCACAGUCGGAAAUCGCGUUGAAUAUGGCUACAGCACCGGUCAAUAAUAUCGCAAAUUUUCCACAACCAACACAAACGUCGCAGAAUUUACAGCAUUUGUUUGGUGCACCGACGAAUACCGUAGCAAGUUUGACACAGUCAACGUCGCAUACUGAGGCGUUUCCACAGUUCACGAGUUUUAGCCAAACAUCGACUUUUGGCCAACCACCGCAACAACAACCAUACUACCCACCAUUGUCAAAUGCAUUUAACGACGUUGUGCAACCGAAUCAGGAGAGUCAAGUGACACAAGCGAGUCAAGCAAGUGUCGCGGCUGCUGAUUUUGCACAAUUCGAACAGCGUAAUCAAGAGCUCGCAAACUUGUUGCAGGUAGAAAAGGUGCGCAACCAUGAGCUAAGUGUAAAAGUAAGCCAACAACAUUCCACAAUCGAAGAAUUGAACCGAGAGCUCGAACAAUUCCGACAAAAUGGCCAAACGGUUCAAGAGCUGCAGCAGCAAGUCAAUGCUUACAUUCAAACUGUGAACAUUUUAGUGGGCGAAAAAUCCGAUUUGACCGCUAAACUGCAGCAUAAAGAUCAGCGGCUCACCGAAUACGAGUCAAAAUGUGUUGAAUUACAAGGCCGUUUGAACGCAUCACGGCAUCGUGUGUCCGAAUUGGAAAAAGAUUUAAACACAUUGGCCCAAUCACAUCAGAAAUAUGAUGGAUCACAACAGGUACUGUGCACCGAACUCGAAACUCUGCAAGAGGACAGCAAACGCUUGAAACGUUUGCAUCUAGAGGCUUGCGAUGAAAAUACCGAAAUUCAACAUCAACUCGCACUGAAAACAAAGGAAAUUGAUGAGUUGAAAAAUGUCAUUACGGCCAAGAAUAGCGAACUGGAAAUGGCACGCGUACGUUUGGAACAAUUGACCGGCGGUGAUUUGACACAGUCAAAUGAAACAUUGAACACACAUCCUAACCAAAACGAUCAACAGAUUUUGGAUUCGGAACGGCAAUUGAUUGAAUUACAAAAUAUGAUUUCGGAAUUGACGAAUGACCGUGAUCGCACCCAACAACAGUAUCAAACGUAUGUACAACAUUUGACCAACGAAACGACAACAAUGACGCAACGCAUUCAAGAGCUCACCAAAGCCAAUGAAAAACUCACCAAGCGUGAGGAAUCGCUGGUCAACCAUGUACAAGAGCUGGAAAAACAAAUACAAAAACAACUUAGCACGCAACGACGAUUGGCCGCCUUACGUGAUGACGAUGAAAAACCUAAAGUGGAUGAUGCAAACACCCAAAAUGACACCACACCCCAGGUGAAAGAAGAAUUGAGUACACUGCGAGAGAAAUUGAGUGCUAUUGAAAAGGAGAAAACCGAUCUGAAUGCACUUUUGGAGGAUCAUAACACACAAAAGUUGACAUUACAACAACAUUUACUGGAAAAAGAUGCAAAACUCUCGGAAAUCGAAUCGGAAUUGGAACGAUUACGCACCGAACGACCCGACACAUCAAACAUAUUGGCUACGAUUGAAAGCGAUAAAGUGGCCGCCUCACGAGCAAUGGCCCAAAAUCAAGAAUUGAGAAAACAAUUGGAGGAAAUGCAACAAGCUUACGUACAAGUGAGCAACGAUAAAUUGGAAUUGACGAGCCAGUUGCAGAGUGAAGUGUAUUUAAAUCGCGAUGUUCGAAAUCGAUUUGCCGAUUUGGAGAAUGAAUUGAAGUCAAUCAAAGAGAAAUUGCAUUUCAAGGAUGAGGAAAUGAUUCGGUUGACCCAUGAAAAUGCGCAAUUCGAUGCGAAAAUCCAGGAGCUCACCAAGAGAUUGGAUAGCAACAGUAAUGAUGGGGUUAAUCAAUUUACGGAAUUGCAAAAACGGUUGCACGCAGCAAAUAAGGAGAUCAAGAAACUUCGUGCCAAAUUGCAAGGGGCACCAUCGGUGGCGACUGAAGGCGAUGACGUUCCAAGCAAUUUGGGAGAAGGUGUUGCAGCGGCUGAAUCUGAGCAUUUAAAUGAGCAUGAACAUGAGCAUGGGCAUGAAAACGAUCACCACGGGCACGAACAUUCACAUGAUCAUUCGUAUUCGCAUGGUCAUUCACACUCGCAUGACCAUAGCCACAAUCAUAGCGAGCAUGGUGGACACUGUAGCCAUGACCACGAUGAUGAGAGUAAAUCCGUAGAGGCCUUGGACAAUUCCGAUGUGGUGUCGGUAACAUCGACCAUAAACAUUGCCACCAACGAGGCAAUGGACAAACUUCAAGAUCGUUUCAAGCGAACAAUGAAUGAAAUUGCCGAUUUAACGGAGGAGAAGCAUCGUCUCGAGCACUUGGUGACGCAAUUGCAAAGUGAAACCGAAACCAUCGGUGAAUACAUUGCACUGUAUCAAACGCAACGGCGAUUAUUGAAGCAACGUGAAAUUGAAAAGGAUAUUCAAUUGUCACGUAUAGCGGCCGAUCGUGAAGAUAUGAAGGAUAAAUUGCGUCAAUUGAAUGAAUUGGUCGAACUGCUGUUGGUGCAAAAAGGAUUUAAUAAUGCCAAAGAGAUCAUGGCACAAUUAAAUACGACGAAUAAUAAUUCGGAAAAAGUUCCUGAAGAUGCUGCCGAUGCGAUGGCACCGGUAAACAGUUCGACCGAGGAACCGGUUAACGGUUUAACCGAAGAACCAGCAACCAAUGAAAGUCAACACAGUAUAAGCACGACUGUAAAUAAUUGUCAACAUAAUAACCACGACCACGACCAUCCAGCGAAAUUGGAUCUACACAGUCACAUCCAACAGUCGCAUCAUGAUACAAAUACCCGAGAAACGGCUACUAAAAUUAUUAACCUCCUCACUGAUAUUAAGGAUAAAAAUUUGCGACAAGAUUACGCAGUUGUGCCUAAUAGUGUCGAUCACUGUUCAUGUUGUUCCGGUAAAUUGGAGGUCGUUUGAAGUGCGACGCGCAUGCGUAACAAACACAACAUUCGUAUUUAACAGAAGAUGAAAAUAUUAAUCAAACUCAGAUAAUAUCCAAUGCUUUUUUGUAAUUGUUAUGAAGAUGAAACACAGAAAAAACCAACAAACAAACCGUCAAAUAUUUGGAGACACAUUUAUUUUGCAUAUUUUUUGUAAGGCGAAUUGAAUUUGUUCGAAUUCCUAUCUAUUUCUCUUUGGGUUUAUGUUUUUUUUUUUUUUUUUUAAUUUUCUGUCUUUGUAUGUAAUUUUCCCUACAAGAGGAUUAAGAAGCGAAUGGUGAAACCCAAGUCAAUCAUUUUAUAAGCAAAAGACACGAUGAAUAUAAUCUCUGUCAGUCCAUGAGAAACAAAAUGAAUAAAGUGAAACACGAAAUAAAGAGAAAAA
This is a messenger RNA of Sitodiplosis mosellana (orange wheat blossom midge), 4618 nucleotides long. RefSeq names its product golgin subfamily A member 2. Gene Ontology annotation, biological process: Golgi organization. The transcript is spliced from 4 exons. The record is from RefSeq and is a predicted model, not a curated record. The coding region runs from base 965 to 4210 and encodes 1081 amino acids. NCBI's taxonomy places the organism in Eukaryota, Metazoa, Arthropoda, Insecta, Diptera, Cecidomyiidae. Gene Ontology annotation, cellular component: cis-Golgi network; Golgi apparatus; Golgi cisterna membrane.